AUGAGCUACUCUCUGGGAGAAAUCAUUCCCAGUAACAAGCUUGUCAGGAAAAUACUUAGUGUAUUACCUGUUUCCUGGGAAAGCAAGAACAAGGACAAUGAGAGAAGAGAUCCCAAAAGGGAGAAGAACCUAGUCCGCAAGAAAGACAACAAUGACUCAAGUGGUGAGGAUGCUGAUAUGGCCUAUCUGACAAAGAGAUUUCAGAAAAUGGUUCAUAGAAAUGGAGAUUACGAAAAUAAAUUCAAGAGAAAAGAUGGCGUUGACAAUAUUAUGAAACAAGCUCUUGAUUCAUGGGGAGACUCCUCCAGCAAAUCUGGAGAGGGUGAUGAUCAAGGAGACAACUCUAUGAUGGCAGUAGAAAGUGAUGCAGCUGAAUAUGAUUCCAUCUUUGCUCUACCGGCAAAAUCAGAUGAGGAUGAGGAAGAUGACGUUAAUGAUGAGGUCUUUGAUACAAGACCUAGUUGUGCUAAGGUCAAGGUGGAAGUAAAUCUACUUGCUACACUGCCACAAAGAAUCAAGAUUAUUGAAGAAGCUGAUGAAACUGGACCUGAGGAGUCUAAAUGGAUCAAGAUAAAGUAUGAUUACAUGCCUAAGUACUGCAAGACAUGUAAUAAACAAGGUCAAAAUGGGGGUGAAUGCUUGGUAAUUCAUCCAGAAUUGCACAAAAAAUUUAAUGAGGAAGGUGAUGAUCAAGGUAAGGAAAAGGAAGUGGUGGCGCGUAGUGAUGUAAUUAGGACUGCUACUAACACUUCUAAGGUGUUGUCGAGUGGAAAAGUAUUGGGGAAACAUAUCCCUAACCCAGCAAAGCAAGAAUGGAUGCAAAGAAGGAAUAAUAGAUUCCAUAGAGACAAAAAUGGCCACAUUAUUGAAGCUGCUAGUCAGAACGAAGGUGACAAAUUAAAAGGGAAAGCCAAAGAAUAUGAAAUUGUUACAAAGAACUCUUUUGAUGGUUUGGAGGUUGAAGAAUCAGACAAGACAAUUUUGAGAAUCACUGAAGGCAAGGGUGAAGAAAAUAGCAAGGACAAAAGCCAAGAAAAAGGCAAGGAUCAAGCUAAAAAGGGGAAGGAGAAGGAGAAUUUGAAUAAUUCCGAAAAUCCUAAUCAUACUUCUAAUGGAAGUGGGAGUAGGGAAGCUGGGAAGGAAGGAAUCCCAAAUCCUAAGGGAGAAGGGAUUAAUAAACUCCAAGAUCUAAUUCAUGUGAAGAAAGAAGCCGUGGAAAAGGUUCUUGAAAAGGAAAAGAGUGGGAAUCAUUCUCCUACUCCUACUGGGAAAGGAACUAAGGCAGCUAUAAAUGGAGUUGGAGAUGGAUGUAUUAAUAUUUUCGAUGGGUCAUCCCCUGGCCUACUGGCAAUGGGGGGAAUUGAAGAGGAUGUUAAUAUGAAGUUUAGGGAUGAUACAAUGGAGUCAUACCAAAAAAUAGGCAAAGGUAAGGGUAGUGAUCCUAAUGGAACAGUGUUUUCUGCGCAGACUACUACAGUGUUUCCUGAACUUGGCAGUGUUUAUGAAUUGCAAUUCAAAAUAAUGCAGGCUAUUGUUUCUUCUAUGGAGCAGAACAAGGGGAAUGAACAUGCAAAGGAACAAUUUGAACAAGCAAUUGUACCAAGAUCAGCUGAGGAAGUAAAAGCAGUUCCAAUGGCUUGUGAAUCUGGCACUGAUCAGAUCAUUCAGUUGCAACUUAAUGUUUCAUUGAAGACUCCGUUCUAG
Messenger RNA from Nicotiana attenuata, 1704 nucleotides. RefSeq lists its product as uncharacterized. The transcript is spliced from 5 exons. The coding region runs from base 1 to 1704 and encodes 567 amino acids. Lineage: Eukaryota; Viridiplantae; Streptophyta; Magnoliopsida; Solanales; Solanaceae. The record is from RefSeq and is a predicted model, not a curated record.